AUGUUAUUAAUAUCAAACGUUCGCUAGCCCGCGACAGCGGCUAACGUCAGCUAGUAUCAGCGUUGGCAUGGCUAGCACGUUAUGCUAAUCAUUCCACAACCCCAGUGCUACCAAAAUAGCCUAUGUUAAGUUGCUACCCGUCCUCUAUGAAGCCUAUGGAUUGUCAGUAUAAAUUGAGCUGCAGUUGUACUGGAAACGAUUGAACUCAUUCUGGGUUAGAGCAUUGCAAGCUGGCUAAUUUAACAUCACAUUGGGCAUUGUCCGUCUGCCACAGAAUAAUUUGCUAACAUUAGCUUUUGGGCAAAGGGCGUGAAAGCUGGCAUCACUAGUGGUUUGCCUGCAUCGCUGAAACGAGCGACAGAUUUGUGCUCUCACUGCAGGCCCCGUAGUCAGCAAAACAAAAACACAUGGAGGAAAAAGAGAUGCCACGAACUAUGGCUAAUUUUAGGACACGGGCAAUUUAGAAAACUGCACCGCCAAAUAAACUAGUUUGGUUUACACUGGGAAUAUCUGAUGCAUGCAACCUGUAUUUAGCAGCAGGAUGUCUGAGUUCAGUGAGGAGCCUCGCUUCACUAUUGAGCAGAUAGAUCUGCUGCAGCGGCUGCGUCGCUCCGGCAUGACCAAGCAGGAGAUCCUGCACGCGCUUGAAACACUGGACCGGCUGGACCGGGAGCAUGGCGACAAGUUCGGCCGCCGCACUUCUUCCUCCUCCUCCUCCUCCUCCUCCUACGGAGUAGGCGGGGCAAACAACAACUCUGCCUCUAAUACUACUACAUCAUUCAACAAUAACAACACUGCCUCGGCAACCACCACCUCUUCCGUGUCAUGCAACGGCAACAGCGGCGAGGGCAGCACCGGCGAUCACUCUGCGACUGCUGCGUCUUCCACGACCUCUAAAAUAUCCACCGCCACGCAGACGCAGUUCGGCAACGGAGGGGGACUCUCGCCGUCUCCUAGUAACAGCUACGACACCUCCCCACCUCCUGGGCCGCCGCCGCCUUCUGCCAUCUUGCCCUCACCGGUCUCACUGGUGGCUCUGUCACAGAACGGCCGGGAUAGCCUAGCUGCCACACCCAACGGGAAGCUGUCUCCUCCAAGAUACCCAGUGAACAGUGCAGCUGCAGCACGAGCAUUUGGGUUUGAAGCUACAGAAGAGGACCUGGACAUUGACGAUAAGGUGGAGGAGCUGAUGAGGAGGGACAGCAGCAUGGUGAAAGAGGAGAUCAAAGCGUUCCUGGGGAACAGGAGGAUCUCUCAGGCGGUGGUGGCACAAGUUACAGGCAUCAGCCAGAGCAGGAUCUCCCAUUGGCUGCUGCAGCACGGCUCCGACCUGAGUGAGCAGAAGAAGAGGGCCUUCUACCGCUGGUACACGCUGGAGAAAACUACACCAGGUGCCACUCUAAACAUGCGGCCAGCUCCGUUACCUAUGGAGGAGAUGGAGUGGAGGCAAACCCCUCCCCCCAUCACCACUGCCCCCGGAACCUUCCGGCUGCGUCGAGGAAGUCGCUUCACUUGGAGAAAAGAGUGCCUGGCCGUGAUGGAGAGCUACUUCAACGACAACCAGUACCCAGAUGAGGCCAAACGGGAGGAGAUAGCAAAUGCCUGCAAUGCUGUGAUUCAGAAACCAGGGAAGAAGCUGUCUGAUCUGGAGAGGGUGACCUCCCUGAAAGUUUACAACUGGUUUGCCAACCGUCGCAAGGAGAUCAAGAGACGGGCUAACAUUGAAGCCACAAUCCUGGAGAGUCACGGGAUAGACGUCCAGAGUCCAGGGGGACACUCCAACAGCGACGACAUCGAUGGGAACGACUUCUCAGAGCAGGCAUGUGACCUGCCUUAUUUUGACAAGAGACCUCUCAGCCGACCUUUUGGCCUUUAUCGACUGGAGCCCACCUCGCCAACACAGGAUGACAGCGCAGCGCACAGCGAGCACCAGGACCCCAUCUCUCUGGCUGUGGAGAUGGCUGCCGUCAACCACACCAUCCUGGCCCUGUCAAGAACCGGAGGGGUCCCCAACGACAUCAAGACGGAGUCCCUGGAGGACGAAUGAACUGCACAUGAACUGGGAUGGAGGAAGCGGACGAGAGAAAUUAUUCGAGAGGAGAAAGAGGAGGAGUAGGAAAGGUGGGAAACGGGGGGCUAUAAAAAAAGAGACCAAAAUAAUGCUACUUAGUAAACCUUCUGAAUCUGUCCCUCAGCCCGCCCCCUGCCAGCUUUUCCUUCUCUCUCAGCUUCCCUCCUCCCACAAAGUCCAUGUAAACAGUAAUUACCCCCACCCCACCCCACCCCACCCCACCCAAUAUAUUGACACAACUGGCGUCCUCUGAUCUCUGUGGAAAUGCUCCACGGAAAGAAGAAAAGGGGGCAAUCCAGGCCUUUAACCCCGAAAACGGUGGUCCUCGUCUGGGAUUGUGUCUCCCAGAAACUUCCCUCUUUUCCCUGAAUACACUCACUCCUCACAGGAUACCUCUUCUCUUUCCUCUCUCCUACCUUAUUCCCCUUCUCCUUCCCUCUCCAGCCUGGUUGUCUGAGCCGAUUCCUCAGUCUAUCUCACCUCAGCGUCAACCUCAGAAAAAUAACGUGUACUGUAUAUAUCAUAUAUAUAUGGUUCUUAUGGUUCUCAGUCACACUCACCUCAUGGUGUGCUACCCUUCUACCUACAUACCCCUCAAAAUUCACCCUCUUCAUUGUGCACUUCAUCGUAAGAGCAGCCUUCAGCCAUUGUCUGGGCAAAGAUGGAUGGUGAGAGUUUCCUUCUCUCCCUCUCUGGCACCGAGGCGAUCAGAAAGGAUAAUAUCGGCAGACAGAAGUGUCCAGUCAAUGUCUUCUACCCCCUAUAGUUAUCAUUCCUCAGUGGAAUAGCUUUUUGUUUUCCUACAGUAGACCUGCAUUUGGAUGAAAACCUCAAAGAAAUCAGCUAAAAAGAAAGUAGCCUUAAUUUCAUACAGACAACACCUUUACUUUUUGCAGUAGACAGCAGGUUUUGAAGUUUUUUCCUUGACAACAAGGAACAAUAAGAAACUUUUUAGUACACAUAAAAAAUGUUAGUUAAGGUUUAUAUCCAACGGAAGCAGUGGUUUUCGUUCUUUCACCUGCAUUUCCCUCUGUUUUUAUCCCAAAUGUCAACUGGACAUUUAAUCAUAUUGCCUUGGUAUUUAGCUUCCCAGUGACACUAUUGUUAAGUACUCGAGGCUAUGAGAAUUAAUUUAGGGUCAAUGUGAUUAUCAAGCAAACUUAAGCUAUCUAAUAAGGGGAAUUGUGCUUUGUUUUAACUGUCAUCCAUGCCAAAGGAAAAGAUGCUAUGAGCAACAAGCUAAGAGGCUAAGCUAAGAAAAUGGUGUUCAUCCAAAGCGAUUUCUACUAACUCCUUUGGCGUACGUAGGUUGUUUCUCACGCUCCGUGAAGCCUCUUGAGCCAGUGUGGCGUCGUAUGUGGGCUUGACACUACAGCAGGCCUGUGUCAGUAAAGAUAGGUAUUAGCAGCCAGAUAUAUAAUGAUAAAAUAUCCCUAAGCUAUUUACUACUUGUUCUGUGAUGCUGCCUCUUUAUAAUAGCCUAAAGAAUGUGCUUUCAGAAGAUUUUUUAAUAUCAAUGGUAUCAAAUUAGACUAAAUCCACACUGGAAAAGGAUUAGAAUAUCAGAAGAAUUUCUGAGGGGAUUUAAAAACAAACAAACAUUUAUUUCAGCUAUAUAGGCUCAAAGGUAAAAGCGCCACUUUGAAGGGAAUUAAAGACAUUUAAAGUGGUGAUUUUGGAAAUAAUUUCCCACUUUUUUUUUUUUUUUUUUUUUUUUUUUUUUUUUUGCCCUGGUUGGAACUUUUCCAAAACCAUCUUUGACUGAAGAUCAUCAUAAUGUCAUAAGCAGAGACAAAGUGCUGUGUUCCUUAAAGGUAUAGGUCCUGUUUCUGGGGGCUCACUAAUUGUCAAGUAUUAAUGGGUUUUUUUUUCAGUCUAAGGCUGUUAUCUUCAAAUUUGACCUUAAAGGGACAGUUGACCACCAAAUCAAAAACACAUAUUUUUCCUCUGUAGUGCUAUUUAUCCAUAUAGAAUGUUUUGGUGUGAGUUGCCGAGUUUGAGAUAUCAGCCAUAGAGAUGUCUGCUCAAAGCAGAUAAGAGGAAAAAUGUGUAUUUUUGAUUUUGGGGUUAUCUGCCCCUUUUUAAGGUGAGGAAGUUAAAAUAAUAAGAUUUUUUUGGGAAAUAGGCUUAUUAACUUUUUUGCCUGAAGUUAGAUGAGAAGUGAUACCACCCGCAUGUCUGUAUGCUUAAUAUGAAGCUAGAGCCAGGAGACAGUUAGCUUAGCAUGAAGUAGAGGGAUACAGCUAGCCUGGCUCUGUCCAAAGGUAAAAAAUGUGCCCAUUAGCAACUCUAAAGCUCACUAAUCAACCGGUUAUAUUUCCAUUUUAUUAAAGUCAUACAAAAAAUGAAGUUUAAAAAUGAAAAGUUGUGGUUUUAUGUAUGGUUACAUGCUGAAACUAUUUUUUGGCCGGGCACAGUGACUUCCUGUGCCCUUUAAAAAACAAACUUUUUUUUACACUUUUAUGCAAAAUAUAAAGUGUUAAUUAGUGAUGUUUUCAUCCUUGGACUCCUUGCUGUAGCUUCAUAUUUAGCGCACAGACACGAGAGUGGUAUCGAUUUUCUAAUUUAACUCUCAGCAAGUGAGCAUAUUUCCCAGAAUGUCAAAACUAUUGCUUUAAAGGAGCCCCUGCCUUAGCGAUGGUUUUGGAGAACUGGGAAAACAUUCUACAAAGCAGGAUUAAACAAAGCAGUUGGACAGGAACUCUGAGACAGAAAUCUCAGGUAAUUCCUCAUAUUUUAAAUAGUCUGAUAUGGACAUUGGUGAUGUAAACUGGUAUCUGGCUCCUGCUUGUAGAAUAGCUCCCAGCCUUGGGCUCUAGUCUAGUAAAGCUCUAUUUAAAUCUAUUGCUUCUGUGUGUACGAAGCUGUGAAUACAGUGACUCAGUACUGGGACCUGUGUUUCAAAAAGAAAGGGUUGAAAGAUAAAAACAAUAUGUAUUUAUACUCAUUUUUUUAUGGUAAUGUACAAAAAAAGAAUGACAUAUGUUUUGAAAUGAAACAUACUUUUAUUGUUAAAUUAAUCAUGCUUUAAUUUCUCCUGACUUAUUUUUAUGUUAUCAUUUAAACUGUUUUUUGUAUCAUCCCUUAUUUGACUGAUCAACAGUCUCCCCGUUUGUGUCUGAGGUAGUAAGCUAUUUUGUGAAAGAUGAACGAUGACGCACCUUAUUUAAAAUAAGAGUGGCUGUUGACUAAGCUGAAAAUGUAACCUUCCCUCCCCUGAGCCUUUGUUUGAAAUGGCAAACGUCCAAUAUAAUAUUAUGGGGCUGGUGUGAAAAAACAUUUCAGUACAAAUGUGUCGCACACCAUAUCAUUUCAAAUGAAAUCCCCAUGUGCUGUUCUCUCCUAAAAUAACACCAGACCAAACUCCAUAGUGAAAUCUAUCAUUUUAACAUCGACCUGCCUCUUGUGAACAAGCGCAUAACUCAUAAAAUAUGGCUUAGAGAAAGUUACAUUUAUAAUGACAACUACAAUUACCUUUUUUAUUACUAGAUAGACUGCAUUUAGGUUUGUAUGACAAUAUAAUGCCGAGUUCCAUCUUGUUAUAUUGCCAUACUAUUGAAGUUAUUAGAAACACAAUAAAAUUGUGUUUGGAUUAUGCAUUUUGGUGAAAUGUGUUCCAUAUCUGGCACUGUAAAAGAACUUAAGUACUUCGGAAAAUGGCAGAGAUGGAACCAAGGGGCUAACCCACUGUAUGUUUGGCUACUGACACCCAAAACUUUGACCAAAAACUAGUUUAAGUUUAAAAGUUUUAAGAAUUGACUAGCACUAUGUUGAUAGAACAUUAUUUGAAAUUCUCUCUCCAUACAAAGAAUAAUGUAUGUAAGAAAUAGUGAAAUAAGUCAUGCGUGGAAGGAAAAGACUAUAAAGAGUGCAUUUAGAGAUCAUUCUCUCACUAUAAGACACUUUUAAAUGAAUUGCCUUAGCGUUUGAGAGAGGCCAUGGCCCAAUUAGCAAGUACAAGUUUUAAGCCUGCAGUAUUUUAUGUGAGCGUUCAAGCUUGACAGAAAUGUUUAUGGGAUGGAAGAAAGAACCCUCAGGUGCUCAAGAAGUAAAGAUUCUGUGCUUUUCCAAGAGAAAACUGGAAACAUUAAUCAGGCUUUCCCCACCUAAUGUCGUGUGUACUCCAGUGGUAGUGCUUACUCUGAAGGGGUGUCCUCUUGUGGUGUGUCAGGGUCAACAUGUCCUUCUGUGUCCCCAGUGAAAACACCAUCCACUUCAUCCCAAUAUAGCUCUGAAAAAGAGGACUGAAUGCUGUUGUAUCAAUCUCAAAUCUAGUUAUGUUCAAAAUUACUGUAUUGCCCAUUUCAGAAUUUAGUGCCUUUUUUGGACAGUAGACUGUUCUGUAAUUAAGAUGUAGUAUAUAUACAUUUUUUGUACAGUUUCUUUGUUCAUUUUUUAACUUGUGUUUAUUUUAGUAUGAUAUAUAUAUAAUGUACAAGAGAAUAAAGCUAUAUCAAUGAGA
This is a messenger RNA of Siniperca chuatsi (mandarin fish), 6533 nucleotides long. It is a transcript of the gene hmbox1b, whose product is annotated as homeobox containing 1 b. The transcript has 10 exons. Gene Ontology annotation, biological process: positive regulation of DNA-templated transcription. NCBI's taxonomy places the organism in Eukaryota, Metazoa, Chordata, Actinopteri, Centrarchiformes, Sinipercidae. The record is from RefSeq and is a predicted model, not a curated record. Gene Ontology annotation, cellular component: nucleus. Bases 518 to 2047 code for a protein of 509 amino acids. Gene Ontology annotation, molecular function: double-stranded telomeric DNA binding.